Messenger RNA from Zygotorulaspora mrakii, 777 nucleotides. It is a transcript of the gene CIR1, whose product is annotated as Cir1p. Lineage: Eukaryota; Fungi; Ascomycota; Saccharomycetes; Saccharomycetales; Saccharomycetaceae. The transcript has a single exon. Gene Ontology annotation, molecular function: electron transfer activity. Gene Ontology annotation, cellular component: cytosol. The record is from RefSeq and is a predicted model, not a curated record. Bases 1 to 777 code for a protein of 258 amino acids.
AUGGCUAGCAAACAAUUACGUAUUCUUGUACCUGUCAAACGGGUUGUUGACUACCAAAUCAGGCCAAGGGUUAACAAAGCUGGAAAUGCAAUUGAAACCAAUGGUGUGAAAUUUAGUAUCAACCCGUUUGACGAUAUUGCAGUUGAGGAGGCUGUCAGGAUCAAGGAAAAAAAUAAAUCUCUGGUUGAAAAUAUCCAUGCAGUUUCUAUUGGUCCUGCCAAAGCACAAGAUAUCUUGAGGAACUGUCUCGCAAAAGGAGCAGAUACAUCGACUUUAAUCGAUAGUAAGGAUGUUCAACUGGAACCACUGGCUGUCGCUAAAGUACUCAAGGAAAUAGUCGAUAAGCAAAAGACAAAUUUAAUCAUUAUGGGUAAACAAGCAAUUGAUGAUGAUUGCAACAACACCGGGCAAAUGCUGGCAGGCCUAUUGAACUGGCCACAAGCUACAAAUGCAGCUAAGGUAGAGUUUGUUGAUUCUGACACAGUCAAGGUUACCCGUGAAAUCGACGGCGGUGAGGAAACCAUUAGCGGCACUUUGCCCAUGGUCAUUACAACGGAUUUACGUUUAAAUACUCCGCGCUACGUCGGUUUGCAAAACUUGAUGAAAGCAAAGAAAAAACCUAUGGAGAAGCUAAGUUUGAAAGAUUUCAGUAAUGUAGACGUGCAGCCAAGAUUGAAAGUCAUCUCUAUGGAAGAACCAAAACCAAGAGCACCCGGAGUCGCCGUCAAGUCUGUUGAUGAACUAAUCGAAAAACUGAAAGAUGUCAAAGCAAUCUAA